AGAGGUAACAGAAAAGCGCUCUUCAGCUUCCCCUACAACUCAGCAACACAGCGCCUGUCUCACACGCAUCUCCGUGUGUGUGUGUGUGUGUGUGUGUGAAAGUACCCCAGGCUCCUGUGAACUGAACAUCCCUCCGUGCGGACCAGCGGGACCAUGGGACAGCUCUGAGCCGCCCGACUCCAGACCCUCCCUAGUUUGGGGCCCACACAGUAUGGUGGUGUUGCAUUCCUCCAAAGAGCCUGUCCUUUCACUCCGUAAUCAAACUGAUAUGGACCCCUCCACAGAGCCCCUCCCCGACCCUACUCACAGGGACCAUUGUGGGACCCCUCCAUCUAUUACAGCCCCCCGCAAACCAAUCCGUCUCCAGGAGAGGCGGGGCUCCAAUGUGUCCUUGGUGUUGGACGUUAGUAGUCUGGGCACAGUGGAACCCCUGUGCUCAAUCUCAACCCCAAAAGAAACCAUUCUGCACCUCCUCCGGACCAGCACACGCCCCCUGACUGCCUGCCAACUGCAGGAAGCCUCAGGCCUUGCCAAAGCCCUGGACAACGAGUACCAGAAAAUACCUCCAAACUUUGUCAAUUCGUCAGAGUUGGACAUCCCAGGCCACGCCUUAAAGGACCGCUAUAAGACCAUUCUUCCCAACCCAGAGACUCGGGUGUGCCUCCAGACCCCAGGGGCUGAAGAGAAGGCAGAUGGCUACAUCAACGCAAACUACAUCCGGGGUUACGGGGGAGCGGUAAAAUGCUACAUCGCGACCCAGGGUCCGAUGGUCAACACCGUGCGGGACUUCUGGGAGAUGGUGUGGCAGGAGGAGUCCAGCGUCAUCGUCAUGAUCACAGACCUGAAGGAGAAGAAGGAGAAGUGUGUGCUGUACUGGCCGGAGAAAGAAGGCCAGUUUGGCAGAUUCCAUGUGAGGGUGACUGCAGUGACAGAGUGUGAGGGAUACACAAUCCGAGCCCUCAGCCUUCAGCUGGGCAGUGAGAGCAGGCAGGUGAGGCAUUACUGGUACUCCUCCUGGCUGGAUCAUCAGACCCCAGACUGUGGCGAGCCACUGCUGCGGCUGCUGUGGGACGUGCAGCACAAGAGAGAGGCUCUCACACACCCCGGCCCCACUAUAGUGCACUGCAGUGCAGGCAUUGGGAGGACCGGUUGUUUCAUUGCCAGCAGCAUUGGCUGCCAGCAGCUCCAGCACACCGGGGAGGUGGAUGUGCUGGGAAUUGUCUGUCAGUUACGGCUAGACAGGGGCGGGAUGAUCCAGACCACUGAGCAGUAUCAGUUUCUGUACCUCACCCUGGCGCUGUACAGCCGUCAGCUGAGCCAGAGUCACCAUGGAGACAGGGGGCGGAGCAACACCAGCCAAACAGACAGAAGGGCCCAGGAGGACCAUCACAUCCCAGCAACACCAGCACCGCUUCAGGAUCCCUGAUCCCACCAGCUUCUGUAUUCCAUAUUGUAUCAUUUUAAGAACUGUACUUUCAUAAUACCUUUGUUUUCUUCCAAUCUUUUUGUUUUAAAUGCCUCAGCAGACAGGCUUGGCUAAAAUAAAUAUUUGUAUGUCAGUGUA
Molecule: messenger RNA, 1564 nt
Organism: Conger conger (European conger)
Lineage: Eukaryota; Metazoa; Chordata; Actinopteri; Anguilliformes; Congridae
Product: tyrosine-protein phosphatase non-receptor type 7-like
Exons: 10
Coding region: 212-1426 (404 amino acids)
Biological process (GO): protein dephosphorylation
Molecular function (GO): protein tyrosine phosphatase activity
Source: RefSeq, a predicted model, not a curated record